AUGACGGAGUCGGAGGAUGAUUGGGAGGUGGAUCCUAUAAACCCACGGAACUGGCCAUCGACGAAGAAGUGGGUAUCCACCGCAAUUGUCGCCUCGUUCACCUUCGUCUCUCCUCUCUCGAGCUCGAUGAUGGCUCCUGGUCUACCCGAGAUUGCCGACAAGUACGACAUCACGAGCUCAACGGUUGGCGCGCUCUGCCUGAGUAUCUUCCUGCUAUCGUAUGCGCUGGGCCCGCUCAUCCUCGCACCCUUAUCGGAAAUGUACGGCCGUAAAUGGGUCCUCUUUCUUGGCAACAUCGGUUUGCUGGCGUUCAACCUGGGAUGCGCUUUAGCACCUAAUGCUGGUGCGCUCAUUGCGUUCAGGUUUCUCGCUGGGCUUGCUGGAAGUGCACCCAUUGCAUGCGGAGGAGGAACAGUGAGCGACCUCUUCUCAGAGCGAGAUCGUGCCACUGCUAUGGCAUUAUACUCGUUAGGUCCUCUCCUUGGUCCUGCCAUUGGGCCGAUCAUGGGCGGCUUCAUCGCCGAAAACGCUGGCGUCUCAUACGUCUUCUACGUGACCGUUGCUCUCUGUGGUAUCGUAUCCAUCGUGGGCUUCUUGUUCCUCCAUGAGACGUAUGCGCCCAUCAUCCGCAGGCGACGUGAUGAGAAGGCUGAAGACCCCGAGAAAGCGGCCAUUCGACGGGCGUAUCUCACAGAAAACUCGCCUAGCAAGUGGCAGUACCUGUGGGUGAACAUCAUGAGGCCGGCAAUCCUAUUGACACGCAGCUUUGUAUGCUUCAUGCUGAGCCUGUACCAGGCGCUGAUGUAUGGCAUUUACUACCUCAUGUUCGCAACGUUUCCAAAUCUGUUCACGGAUGUAUACCACUUCAACACUGGUAUUAGUGGCCUUGCUUAUAUCGGACUCGGCUUUGGUUUCGUCUCGGCGACGCUGUUUGGAGCUAACAUAUCCAACAAAAUAUAUCUUCAUCAACGUGCCAAAAACGGCGGUGUAGGAAAACCAGAGAUGCGCAUACCUGCUCUCAUGUUCGGUUCGCUUUUCGUACCAGUGGGGUUGUUUUGGUACGGGUGGUCUGCACAGGCACAGAUCCACUGGAUAAUGCCUAUCAUUGGUACCGGUAUCUUCGGGUUCGGUCUUAUGACAACUUUCCUGCCUAUUUCCUUGUACCUCGUAGACACAUUCGCUUACGCCGCUAGUGCAGUAGCCGCAGCAUCGGUACUUCGUUCGUUCCUAGGCUUUGUGUUUCCGCUCUUUGGCGAGCAGAUGUACGCAAAACUCGGGUACGGCGGUGGUAACUCUCUACUCGCGGGUCUUGCUAUCGUGCUUGGUAUCCCGUUUCCCAUCUGGAUAUAUUACAACGGCGAGCAGAUUCGAGCACGUAGCUCUCUGGCUCGAUGA
Molecule: messenger RNA, 1395 nt
Organism: Coniophora puteana RWD-64-598 SS2
Lineage: Eukaryota; Fungi; Basidiomycota; Agaricomycetes; Boletales; Coniophoraceae
Product: multidrug resistance protein 4
Exons: 11
Coding region: 1-1395 (464 amino acids)
Biological process (GO): transmembrane transport
Cellular component (GO): membrane
Molecular function (GO): transmembrane transporter activity
Source: RefSeq, a predicted model, not a curated record